Helobdella robusta is the source of this 246-nucleotide messenger RNA. RefSeq lists its product as hypothetical. Gene Ontology annotation, molecular function: RNA polymerase II cis-regulatory region sequence-specific DNA binding; DNA-binding transcription activator activity, RNA polymerase II-specific. The annotation marks the transcript as partial. Lineage: Eukaryota; Metazoa; Annelida; Clitellata; Rhynchobdellida; Glossiphoniidae. Gene Ontology annotation, cellular component: nucleus. The transcript has a single exon. The record is from RefSeq and is a predicted model, not a curated record. Gene Ontology annotation, biological process: regulation of transcription by RNA polymerase II.
GGCAACAGAUCGCAUCAAUGUCAACAAUGUGGAAAAUCUUUUGCAACUUCCAGCGGUUUGAAGCAACAUCAGCAUAUUCACAGCAGCGUUAAACCAUUCCAAUGCGAAGUCUGCCACAAAGCUUACACGCAGUUCUCCAACCUCUGCCGUCACAAACGCAUGCACGCUGAUUGCAGACAGCAAAUUAAAUGCUACGAGUGUGGACAGAUCUUCUCAACGAACACAUCGUUGGGCAAACACAAACGU